UCCGCGCGACAAACUGAACACGAGGCGUUGCGAACGCUCCAAGAGCGCACAGCGGAUACAAAGUGGAAGCGUUCCAGAAAAACAGAUACAACGUGCGUUAUAUCGAGAAGAAACCCAUCAUAUUAAAUCUUUACGAGCCGGGCGACCAUUCAGAGCAGGUGUCAUAACGCGUCGUUGUCAUCUGCUAACAAUUUGAGCGCUGUUGCCUGGUGGUCGACCAAAGGCUUCGUUGUUUUAUUUCUCAUUUAACAAGCGCGUUUCGGCCGCGCGUCCCAGUCAACUGUAGUUAUUCAUGCUUUGUUUACGGAGUCGUAAUCCAAGCGUAAAUUGCAACUUAGUUUUGCGCGUCGCGUGCUUUGAAGUAGGUUGUAGCUAGCUAUUGUAAUUUUUUUGUGAGCACCACGUGAGAGGGGAUGCAACGAGCGUUAAGCGGGCACACCCGCGGGAUAUGAUACCUGACCCACUGAGAAGCUCAGACCAGAGCAUCGGACACUGACUUUUGGUACGACUUGAGAGUCCUCUCUACUUUAAACAGCGUUUACAAUGUACUUUUGACACAGGACCCGUGCAUUUCUGCAGAAAGGACACCAGCCAGCAACUUUAGUUUUUUUCAUGUUUGUUUAAAUUACAUGCAUUUUGUUUUUGGUACACUUUUUAGAAAGAUUGACUGUGCAUCAUCAAAACGCACCAAAUAAUGUGCGAAGCAAAAUUGCGUUGAAUGCAUUUUACGCGUUCGAAAAUUAAACCAUAUACAGUUUAAUUCAAGCAUCUUUGGGUAUAUUUUUGAAGAGAAGAGGAGAUCGCAAUAGAUUCAGCGUCACACGGGCAGUCUGAUCCUGGUGAGCAUGGCGGUAUUAUGGGAUGACCCGAUGGGGUUACUGUGGAGACGGACUCUUAUUUAUUGUAUUCUGAUGAUUUGCAUCACGGAUGUGCGCACCUUAGGAGACGAACCCUUCAAUGGAGAGUCAUGGCUGCGAUUGUACGGUUACCUCCCUCAGGCCAGCAGGCAGAUGUCUACCAUGCGCUCUGCUCAAAUCCUGUCUAACUCCAUCAGCGACAUGCAGCGUUUUUAUGGGCUGGAAAUCACCGGAGAGUUGGACCAGGCCACCAUCGAGGCCAUGAAAAGACCCCGUUGUGGUGUACCAGAUAAGUUUGGGGGUCAAAUCAAAACCAACGUCCGGCGGAAAAGAUACGCACUCACUGGCCACAAAUGGGACAAGACCCAAUUGACUUUUAGUAUUCAGAACUACACCCCGAAGAUCGGCGAGUACAACUCCUAUGAGGCCAUCCGAAGGGCCUUCAAGGUGUGGGAGAAGGUGACACCCCUCAAAUUCGAUGAAAUUCCUUAUUUUGAGGUCAAAUACGGCCGUCGGAAGGAACCUGACAUCAUGAUCUUCUUCGCCUCUGGUUUCCAUGGUGACAGCUCACCGUUUGAUGGAGAGGGGGGAUUCCUGGCACACGCUUACUUCCCUGGUCCAGGGAUGGGCGGAGACACUCACUUUGAUUCGGACGAGCCAUGGACACUUGGCUCAGAAAACUUGCAGGGUGAUGAUCUGUUCCUGGUAGCGGUGCAUGAGCUGGGCCAUGCCCUUGGAUUGGAGCACUCAAAUAAUCCCAUGGCCAUCAUGGCUCCUUUUUACCAGUGGAUGGACACAGAAAACUUUGAACUUCCUGAGGACGAUCUCCGUGGGGUUCAGCAGAUUUAUGGACCCCCUAACAGUUCCCCCACUCAAGCCCUCCCCACCGUGACCCCCCGGCGACCAGCUCAGCCAGGCCCCAGGCCACCCUUCACUCCAAAGAGGCCAGAAAGACCUCGUGCCACUGAUCGCCCCGAUCACUAUGGUCCAAACAUCUGUGAGGGCAAUUUCGACACAGUCACCAUGCUCAGGGGAGAGAUGUUUGUGUUCAAGGGUCGCUGGUUCUGGAGAGUCAGGAGAAAUCGAGUCCUGGAUAAUUACCCAAUGCCCAUUGGACACUUCUGGAGGGGUCUGCCGGGGGACAUUGACGCCGCGUAUGAAAGACAUGAUGGCCGUUUUGUGUUUUUCAAAGGAAAUCAGUACUGGUUGUUCAGGGAAGCCAACCUGGAGCCAGGUUACCCUCAAGAACUCAUGGACUAUGGCAGAGAGAUUCCCUAUGACAAGAUCGAAACAGCCAUCUGGUGGGAACCUUCGGGAUUCACUUACUUCUUCAAAGGAGACUGGUACUGGCGCUUUAAUGAGUACUCUAGAGCCGCAGAUCAGGACUACCCUAAACCAAUCAGUGUGUGGGGCACUUCUGUACCGUCCUCUCCCAAGGGGGCCUUCCUAAGCGAUGAUGGAGCAUAUACGUACUUCUACAAGGGAUCAAAGUACUGGAAAUUUGACAAUCACAGAAUGAAGAGCGAGCCGGGUUAUCCCAAAUCCAUUCUUAGAGACUUCAUGGGCUGUACCGUGGACCUUGAUGCCGAUAGAGACACCAACGUGGACCCGGGAAUCAAGUUUCCCGACCGGCCUCCUUUCAACCCGGAUGCAGGGCAAGAUAAAGAUAAGGAGAAGGACAAAGACCAAGACAACACCAAUGAUGUUGACGAGAAAGAAGAAACCGAAGAGAAAACGAAUGAGGUGGAUGUGGUUCUGAAGAUAAACGAGACGGAGCGUACUAUGAACAUCAUCAUGGUGACUGUACCCCUGGUCCUGGUGCUGUGCAUCCUGGGAUUGAUCUAUGCCAUCAUUAACACACUUCAGAGGAAAGGAGCACCUAAAUAUUUGGUGCACUGCAAACGUUCGAUGCAGGACUGGGUUUAACCUUUCACCUCUUACCACCGAUCCAUACCCUGUCCUGCCUUUCCAUUGCAUACAAACGAAAACUGUUUGCACACGCACAUACACAUGUUUAGUUUAGCUCUUCUUUUACUCAUGGUGCUCUCCUAACAUCCAUUAGUCUAUUUAUAUCAGAAAAUUUGCACAUAAUAUUAGAUUUUCUCUUGAUCUGUUCAGACUGCAGGAGAUCUAAAAUGAGAGUAAAAGAGGAACAGACAACAGACUGCAGGAGAAAUUGAAAGUCUUUUAGAGAAAAAAGAGUAAUAUGGAAACCGAGACUGGAAAAUGUCUAUUUAAAUGUUCCUGUUUCCAUUUAUCUGUUCUUUGGGCUCUGAGCUGUGAUGUUCCUUCUGACCGGGCAACUCAUUACACAUCAGUAAAGAUAAUCAUAACAUGUAGAUCAUAUGUUCAAAUUGAGAUAUAUGGAUAUAUCGUAGGGUCCAAAGGUUUGAGGCUACUUGUGAAAAUUUUCUGAUUCAAUACAGAAUAUUUUAUUGCAUUUUUGUUAGGUGUCUUUAAAACUUCUUUUUCUUGUGGUCCUGCUUUAAUGGUUGGAGGUGGUCUGAACUCAACACGAUUGUGCAAAAACUGAUGAUUAUCUCAGCAUGACUUCAGAGUGAUUCAGGCAAGUUUGCUUAAAUUGAAAUGUGCAGAAUCAUGUAUAUUUAUUAUUGCUUUGUCAUAAAAUCGUAAAACUGUUUAUCUCCAGUUUUAAUAAGAAAGGGUGGUCUCAAACGUUCGGACCCCACUGUAUGUUAAUUUGUCAAUAAAUGUUUCGCUCAUCCAGGUUUAACGUAGAAUGUCAAGUCUAUGAGCAAUACAACAGCUGGAUGUAGUUAUCUAACCUGUAACCGAGUCCAGUCGCAUUUGACAAAAUCUUACCCAAAACAUCAUAGCUCUUUGUUUCAAAAUCAUAAAGUAGGGACAUUUCUCUGGGUUUUGUAUGAUCAUAGCAAAAGUCCCAUUUUAUUGCGUUUGUUUUAACAGUACCUUGGUCUAGCCAGCCAAUCGUAUUUUAUGUGCUUUGUCCAUAUCUAUAGAGACGCUCUGACCCCUUUCACUUUUAUUUACCAACAAUCCAAUGAUACUGUGCUGACUGUAAUUUUUUGUCAUCUGAACAACAUAACCUUUCUAUCAUUUGCGACAAAAAGACAGCAUUCAUCGUAGGGCUUCGGUGAGGCAAUGGAGCAAUAUCUAAAUGGUUUAUAUAAUAGCUCUACAUUUUUCAAUCAAAUGACUGAAUAUAUAUAUAUAUAUAUAUAUAUAUAUAUAUAUAAAAAGAACUCAUAAAAACACACCGCUGCGUACACCAAUUCAAAACUCAAUAAAAUACACUCAAGUUUGCUUCUCGGGGCCCAAUUAUGAGUAAAAAGUAUAAGACGCAGCCAGUUGUUGCCGGAAUGUUAGAUAAUCCUCUCAUUUUAAAAACAGCAGGGGGUUAAAGCACAUUGCCAACAUGCUCCCACCCCCAAAUCUCUCCCUAUCAGAAAUACGACUCUGCAGAAGGUGGCCAGGAGUAGGGACAACUGCAAGCUCAAACGCAUGGGUUAAGAUGCGGACACUUGAUCUACCAAGUCUUUGCACGAGGGCUUAUUCUAUGUUUUAACAAGUCACUGUGGGAUUGUGUUUCAGUGAUGGGGCAGAUUUUAAGGGUGGGGAGAAAUAAACAGGCAAGGGUUUAGAUUAAAACAGUGCAAGCCUAAGGUCUGAUGCGUUCUCUAGUAUGUGUCAUUGUGUUCCAUCAUGUGUUAGACCACAAACGGUGCGUUGUUUUCUUGCAUACUUGUAUAGAGUAGCGUGCGUAGCUGGCACAUAGGUUUGCUUCCCCACCGUCUUACACCCCACUUUGCGAAAGGACGCGGGUUAUUUUUGGAAAGCAUUCUCUAACCGGCGGCGUAAAUGCGAUCCUCUUGUCAUUCACAUUUUCAGUCAAACUAGGCAAGUUUCCUAACAUUGCUGUCAAGCAGGUCUGUGUUUGUGUUCUGUAGAAUUUUGCAUAGUCUGGUGUCUAACCCACACUUUGUAUAUUUGGACGCAGCCGAAAAACACUACGACACAAAUCGCUGCCACUUUUUAAAAGCACCUCCCAACAGAAUUCUAGUCACGAUCGUCGCGUUUCUCUGCUCUCAGAGUACGAGAGUUGGACAAGGAGAGUGGUAUUAUAAAUAUUGGCCUGUCAGAGAAAGGUAGAGCAUAGAGCCCUUUGAUAAAUAUUAUUGGUAGAGGAGAGCGAGGACGGUCAUGAUCUGAAUGCCUUCACUUAUGAGUCCCCUGCCGUGCUCCUGUCGUCCGGGGAGAUUUGGAGGAGAGUUAAUCAGACAUAAAAGCUCCUCCGCAGGUUGCCCGGCGCCCUCUACCAUCCCCUUCUUCUGCCCAGAUCAAUGAGGAAUACAGAAAUAGACUUGAAGGAUCUCUGAAUAGCAGCUCAGAGCUCACUCGGGCCUCUCUUUUCUGAACGUGUUUUCCAAAAUAUGCCAUUUGAUAAACAGCAUAAUGGUGCCUACUGUGGUCGAUGAAUAGGCAGCUUCUUAUCCUAUGUCAAACGAAGGCGAUUUACAUUAAAAAAAAACAGGAAAUGUUUUUUGGUUGGGAAACAUUAUCUGAAACCCGUGCUUUGUCAUGAUACCAACACAGUACUUUUUCUGUACGGGCAAGAGUCUAGAUUUCAUGAGAGUGCAUUACUUCUUGUUUUCUUUUUCAUGGUUGGUUAUAAUAUGAUGUAAACAAGAUUGUGGUAGACAAUGACUGAUGAAUAAUCAAAAUGGUCUGUUUGUAUGUGAUACUGUAGUUUUUAAGCAUUUUUUUCAAUCUCAAAUCAAUGUUAGGCCAUGUUUUGGACCGGCUCUUAUAACAAUGGCCACUCUCUCUCUCUUUAUUAUUGUCGGGCACAUUGCUUCUGGCCAACAGGAAGAUGAACCUGGCCCUCAGCCAGGGUCACAAAGUUUCCUCCCAUAAACUCUCACACUCACGUACCAUUCUUAACAACAGCCUCUGUUCCGAAGGCUUUGAGCGUGAAUGACGGACGCUGGAUGUUUGGGUCACACCUUUCUCAUAAGCGCUAAGGAUCAUGCUAACUGUGCGAUGUCUGACCACCUUCAUAGAGCAUUUUAACUGGUGUGGUACAGUCAGGCCGUGCGUAUUUUUUUCCUGAUAUAAACUUAAGCUCUAGAUCAGACGUGCCUCUAAAAACAUCCGUCACAGUUAUUAACCACUGUUAAUUAUUUGUCUGCAAGUAUUGUUGGCUUACUGAACAAAGCAGGCGCAAAGGUUGAGACAAUCGUGUUGUUUUCACCUUAGUGGAGUCAGUUGAGUAGAAUGAGACCUAGACGGUGAUUGUAAGCACGUGGACAUAUUCUUGUCCUGGGUCGAUUUGAUUUUUAAAUCGUCCCAUUGUCUGAUGAUGCGUCUGGGCACGCACACUGUCUUUAAGGGAAUUUCAAUUUACUGGAAACUGACAAAAACAUGCUGUUAAAAUGUAGACGGAGAGAAUAUUUGAGUAAAUUCAAGUAACAAAUGACUAACAAAGCAAUGCUGUGCAAAAUUGUGCUGCAGUGUUUUUCGUAAACACCUCAUCUGUGUUAUUAAUGACAGUAUAAUGACGUUUCAUUCGGUUAUAUUUUGAGUUCCUAAUCUUGAAUUUGGUCAUUUUUAGAAAUGUAAAUAGGACCUUUUUUAAUAAUUUUCUUUUGCGGUUUUUAGAUUUUUACCUUGUUGACAUUCCAAUUUGUGUUGUGUUUUGUUUUUCUUGUGUAGAAACUGAGGAUUUUAUACAUUUAUGUUUGUUGUCACAUCUGAGUGUGUUUAACAAUCCAUGCUGGACAUGUAAACUGUAAUAAAAGAAAAAUUGUUGCUGAA
This is a messenger RNA of Triplophysa dalaica, 6653 nucleotides long. RefSeq names its product matrix metallopeptidase 15b (gene mmp15b). Bases 846 to 2783 code for a protein of 645 amino acids. Lineage: Eukaryota; Metazoa; Chordata; Actinopteri; Cypriniformes; Nemacheilidae. The record is from RefSeq and is a predicted model, not a curated record. Gene Ontology annotation, biological process: extracellular matrix organization; proteolysis; collagen catabolic process. The transcript has 10 exons. Gene Ontology annotation, cellular component: extracellular matrix. Gene Ontology annotation, molecular function: metalloendopeptidase activity; zinc ion binding.